GAUUUGGACGCAGCCCGCGUCUCCCCGCCGGCAGAGAGGGCACGGCCCGCCAGAUUAUGCGGCCAGAAUCGUCGGUAAUCUGUGGAUCCAACAUGUAUUUUGACUUCUUUAUUUGAACAUUUUCAGACAGGUUUUUUCCCCCUCUCCCUUCGAACUUCCAGCUAGAUUUCUAAUCAACAGAUUAAAUCGUUUUUGUUCUUUUUACAUAUAUAUUUCUGGAUGAAUAAGAAGAAGGCAUCCGAGGAUGAGAGUCGGAGGUGAAACUCAGGAGGCUUUCAGUAGAUUGUGGAGGGCCUUUCGAGACACACUCUUAAUCUCAAGACCAAGAGGAGUGUGAGGACAGACAUGGACGUGAAUGAACUUUCGCUCAAUCGCAGCCAGUCGCUGGCGAGUGGUCUGGAGAAGACGUCACCAUCGUGGAACAAGCCGGCCCUCUCUCAAAGCAGCAGCACUCUGUCAUCUCGUCACUCCAGACAGGUUAUCAAAGACUGGGAAGUGAUUGAUGACCUUCAAGUAGAAAUGCACGCAGGAAGUGAGUGUCCUCAGGAUAUGAGUCCUCCAGGAAUGUGUGAGGGGUAUCUUCUCAAGAGGAGGAAGUGGCCUCUGAAAGGCUGGCACAAGAGAUAUUUUGUUCUGGAAGCAGGAAUCUUACGCUACUCCAAAAACCAACAAGAUGUCUCCAAGGGUCGAGUCCAGGGUUCACUAGAUGUUAGUCAUGCUGUUAUGUCGAUAAACAAAAAAUCUAGUCGGAUCGACUUGGACGCUGGAGACAUCCUCUAUCACAUCAAGGCAAAAAGCCACGAUCUCUUCUACAUUUGGGUGAUGAAGCUGCAAGCACACCGCCUAUACAAAAAGAACGAGAUAACUCACGCUCACAGUGGCCUCCUGCAGACGCUGUCCAACACAACUCAGACUGGACAAGCUCACAGAAAUGGAGAUGUGGUGACUAUGAAAUCACUAGAAUCGACCCGGACAUUUAAUCUUCUCUACAGGAGAUUAAAAAUGAGUCCCACUUUUGUUGCUUUUGACUUUUUGUGUGUGUUUUUUCGGCACCAGAGUUCGGCAGGAACUGAAAAUUUGGCGGGAGGAUCGGGGGUCUUACCAUCAGCCAACACUGCUGUGAACAGCAAGGUGUCGGCCUGGCUGAGGCACAGCCACAAUCCAGACACAUGCGUUCAAGAGUUAAAUCGCUGUAAUUUGGACCUGUCGGAGCUGAACCGUUUAAUUCUGAGGCUUCAGGCCAUGGAGGUGGGCCAGAGUUUCACUAACGGAGACCUGCAACGCAUCAUCAGCACGCAGAAUCUGUCACUUGAGAAACCAAAGAAGACAAAGUCAGGAAAGAUUUGGGGUCACUCUCGCACACUAUCCAGAGUGGAGGCCCUGGGAAUGGUAAGAAUGCCUGUUCGGGGGAUUUCCAAGUCGCUGUCCUCCAGUCACCUGAGCAGCUCGUCCCACCUCGGUGUGUCAGUGCCCUCUAUCCCCGACUAUGUCUACUCCCAGCUGUCCCCUCCCUCUAUCUCAUCACCUGAGGGCAAGAAAAUUCAGCAGGAUAUCUACACCAUGUCAACUCAAGUGCUUUCUUCCCUGAAGUCAGUGCAUGAAACUCUGUCCCUGGAGAGGCAAAAAUUGCAAGAAGCCUGGGAAGCCAACAGCCUCCAUCAGUCUAACACAUUAGCUGUGCCUGCGCCGUCUCACGGUCCUCCUUCAGUAACAGAUUCGGCGGCAGAGUAUUUUGAUGCCAAUGACGACGUCCUUUGUGGUAGCUCUUCUGAGGUGUCUGAUGAAUCCGGGCUCAGCGACGGAAGCACCAGUAAUUCAGAACCAGAGGAGGGACACGCAUCAACAACCAGGAAGUACCGAGCAAGUAUUUCCAAGACCCCAAACAAUGUUGUUCCCAAGAGCACUGGCCGUCGAACGGCUCUACCAGCUCCCUGCCCUGACAACAGCCACGUCGGCCUCAUGGCUAUUCUCUACAAUAACAUAGGUAAAGACUUGGCUCGAGUCUCCAUGCCAGCAGCUCUCAAUGAGCCAGUCAACUUGCUGCAGAGAUUGUGUGAAGAGCUGGAGUACUGCGAGCUGCUGGACACGGCCAGCAACACACCAGACCCAUACCAGAGGAUGAUUUACAUCGCUGCCUUUGCUAUUUCUGGUUAUUCCACUGCAACGUUCAGAAACCGCUACAAGCCCUUUAAUCCAGUUUUGGGAGAAACCUUCGAGUGUAUCAGAGAUGAUCGAGGUUUCCGCUUCAUCAGCGAGCAGGUAUGCCACCACCCACCCAUCUCAGCCUGCCAUGCUGAGUCAGAAAACUUCACAUUUUGGCAAGACCAAAGGUGGAAGAAUAAAUUCUGGGGAAAGUCACUGGAGAUUGUGCCAACAGGAAUGGUCAAUGUAACUUUGCCAAGGUAUGGUGAUCACUAUGAGUGGAACAAAGUGGUAACCUGCAUCCACAACGUGCUCAGCCAGCAGAGGUAUCUGGAGCAUUAUGGAGAGGUGACCAUUCAAAACCUGACUAACAACACCUGCACCUGCAAGAUCACCUUUGUCAAGUCUCGUUACUGGGGUUCAGACUCAAACAAGAACGAAGUGCAAGGAACAGUCAUCGACCAAAGCGGCAAUGUCAUUCACCGGUUUGGAGGUCUUUGGCAUGAAGGAAUUUUCUGCGAUACUCUGCAGACUCCAAAAUGCAUCUGGAAGCCUAAUCCUCAGCCAAAGGAUUACCUGCUGUAUUAUGGCUUCUCUUCGUUUGCCAUGGAGCUGAAUGAACUCACGCCAAACCUGAAGCCUCUCCUCCCUCCUACCGACACUCGCCUGCGCCCAGACCAAAGAAUGCUGGAGGAAGGAAAAGUUGCCGAGGCCGACAAGAAGAAAGACGACGUUGAAGAAAUUCAAAGAGAGCGAAGAAAACAGUUCGCCAAGAGGGGAGAGGAGCAUAUUCCUCGGUUUUUCAAGAAAGCCAAAGAUUCCUGUGGACGGGAUGUGUGGCUGACCAAUGGCACUUACUGGAAGCUCAGGGAUGAUCCAGGUUUUUCUAAUCUUGAAAAUAUAGUCCUGUGGUAAUGAGAAGAAACCACAGCGACAUGCACACAACGUAACUUUAGUGAGAAAACGGCCAGCGUUUGGUGGUUUUGAACAGCAUAAAUGACCUACUCUGACAGAGUGGAGACAGUGCUGCUUCUGGUCUCUCACAGCGAAUCUUCAUCGACACAUUUAGACACAACUUGUGGGAAAACAGAAAGAGCUUUCCCUUUUAUGAGCUUAUUGUAUCGUGAUUUAUAGAAUAUUGACUGCACAAUUUUAGGAACUUAAAAGUUUUAUUUAAGAUUAGUGGACUCCCGAGUCUGUUAUUGAAUCUUGUGUAAAAUUUCAUUUAAAUCUCGUCCUAGUAAACAGCUUUAACUACACUCUCUAACUGACUGGAUAAAUGAGCUGGAAUCUAUUUUACAGUCAAAGUAAAACCAGCUGUUUUUGCUGCCUCGAGAGGUCAAAUAAAGUACAGCAGGUUCACUUCGUGUUUUAUUCAGGAAAGCAGCAAUUAAGCGAUGAAUGAUGGAUGCUGCACAUGUUUUAAUUUACACCGAUUUUUGUUAAAUCAGUCUACAACUGAAUGUUGUUCCUCAGGUGUAGCUCACUUUGGAUGAAGCGCUUUGCUAAAUGACAAAAAUGAUGCAAUAUUUACCCUUUGAGUCAUCUUUCUUGUACAAGUUAUUGACUACUGUUAUCUAAAAAUAUGUUUACUAAUAAAGAUUAUGAUAAUA
Poeciliopsis prolifica (blackstripe livebearer) is the source of this 3755-nucleotide messenger RNA. RefSeq names its product oxysterol binding protein-like 7 (gene osbpl7). The record is from RefSeq and is a predicted model, not a curated record. The coding region runs from base 346 to 3057 and encodes 903 amino acids. Gene Ontology annotation, cellular component: cytosol; plasma membrane; intracellular membrane-bounded organelle. The transcript has 22 exons. Lineage: Eukaryota; Metazoa; Chordata; Actinopteri; Cyprinodontiformes; Poeciliidae. Gene Ontology annotation, molecular function: cholesterol binding.